This is a messenger RNA of Fundulus heteroclitus (mummichog), 1264 nucleotides long. It is a transcript of the gene dimt1l, whose product is annotated as DIM1 dimethyladenosine transferase 1-like (S. cerevisiae). The transcript has 12 exons. The record is from RefSeq and is a predicted model, not a curated record. The coding region runs from base 98 to 1018 and encodes 306 amino acids. Lineage: Eukaryota; Metazoa; Chordata; Actinopteri; Cyprinodontiformes; Fundulidae. Gene Ontology annotation, molecular function: rRNA (adenine-N6,N6-)-dimethyltransferase activity. Gene Ontology annotation, biological process: rRNA methylation. Gene Ontology annotation, cellular component: mitochondrial matrix.
GAAGAAGAAAACACACGUGUGGUCUGACCGUGGUUUUAAAAACUCGGAAUAUAUUUUUUUAUUGAUUUAAUCUGUUUGACUAGAGUUGAAAAGGAAAAUGCCAAAGGUUAGAGCGGAGAAGAAAAGCCGACAGCACCAAGAUGUUAAGAGCCAAGGGAUCAUGUUCAACACGGGCAUCGGUCAGCACAUCCUGAAGAACCCGCUGAUCGUCAACGGGAUCAUCGAGAAGGCCGCUCUCAGGCCGACAGACGUGGUUCUGGAGGUGGGACCCGGUACCGGCAACAUGACGGUAAAACUGCUGGAAAAAGCAAAGAAGGUGGUGGCCUGUGAGCUGGACUGCAGACUGGUGGCUGAGCUUCAGAAGAGAGUGCAGUGCACGCCUCUGCAGAACAAACUUCAGAUUUUAGUCGGCGACGUCUUAAAAACAGACCUGCCUUUCUUCGACGUCUGCGUGGCCAACUUGCCUUACCAGAUUUCGUCGCCGUUCGUCUUCAAACUCCUGCUUCACCGGCCGUUCUUCAGGUGCGCCGUGCUGAUGUUCCAGAGGGAGUUUGCCAUGCGCCUGGUGGCCCCGCCCGGAGACAAGCUGUACUGCAGGCUCUCCAUCAACACGCAGCUGCUGGCUCGCGUCGACCACCUCAUGAAGGUGGGCAAAAACAACUUCCGACCUCCGCCUAAAGUGGAGUCGAGCGUGGUCAGGAUCGAGCCGAAGAAUCCUCCUCCGCCGGUUAAUUUUCAGGAGUGGGACGGUCUGGUGAGGAUCGCCUUCGUGAGGAAGAACAAAACCCUCAGUGCAGCUUUUAAGUCCACCGCGGUGGAGCAGCUUCUGGAGAAGAACUACAGAAUACACUGCUCAGUACACAAUGUGGAAGUCCCGGCUGACUUCAGCAUCAGCAAGAAGAUCGACGGCGUUCUGCAGGAGGCUCAGUUCAACGAGAAGAGGGCCCGGUCCAUGGAUAUCGAUGACUUCAUGGUGCUGCUGCACGCGUUCAACUCUGCAGGAAUCCACUUUUCAUGAGGAGCCGGUGAGACAGAACCGGAAACCACAUGAAACAAAAGGGCCGACUCAUCUUACUUCUCCUGCUGCAGACAUGAAUUUCCAUGUAAUGGUGAACGGAGGAUGAAAACCUGGUGCAGUUAAACGGCUCAUAUUGAGCCCGUUUUAAGAUGGAUGUAUACUGAUGGAGUAAUGGAGUCCACAUGUCUCCCUCCUUAUGGACCUCACUGAAUUCUCCAAAUAAAUUCUGCAUCCAUAAAACUUUAA